AAUUUCAGUCAAUUCAGAUACUUCAAUCAAAGUGACAAAGUCCUGAAAUAUUUUUUGUUUGAUAUUGACAAUUGGACAGUAAACUCUGAAUUGUAAAUCCUUAUUGAUUUUUAGUUACGAGUAGUUUCUUGAUAUUUAAUUCCCUACUUUCAUAAGCUGUAACUUGUCAAUAUAAACUUGACUUGCGCGUCAUAUAGUACGCAAUGGAGUUGUGUUAUGUGUGUAAAUACUCAUCAUAUUUAAAUACAUCUAUUUAGAAAUAUUUUGAUUCAACUGAAUGAAGAAAACAGAGUUGAAUGAAUUAGAAAUGGAGUGUAUGAGAUAUAUAAAAUAUUCACUACUGAGCAGAUGGGUUUUGAAAUUUCAAGUGACUACUGGAAGAUGUUACACAUGAUACUCAUACAGAAGCAAGAAUCUUGGUAAAAUCCUCAUCAUUCACUACAAGGCAUACACUAUUCAAUAUUUGGGGAAAGUUUCUAAUGGUUCUCCAAAAUAGAGGCAAUAAUAUGGCAUCUGAACAGCCUUUGAAAAAGAAGCCUAAGAUUGAAGAUGUGGAAUCUUCUGAUGAAACAGACUUCAUUGUAAAUUUUCCUGCUGAUAGUGGUCUCUCUAGUUUAACAACAUUACAUCUAUCUCUUCCUGCAAAUGUGAAUGAAGAGGAUAUUAGUCUAAAUAACAUUAACCAGCAAUAUAAUGAUCGACUACCAUGUAGGACUAGUGAAUGUAGUGCAAAGAAUAUUAGGAGUGGCGGUAGUGCAGAUCAAACUAAUAGUGCAACAAAUAAUAUAUACAGUUAUUCGUAUCACCCCAAUAACUCCAAUAUCUCCAUUGAACCUGCACCAAAUAUUAUAUCUGUUGAUGAAGCAGUCCAUAACUGGUCUCCUGGUAACCGUGAUCAGAUUAUUCCAGUACAACCAAUUCCUGAAUAUGUAACCCAACAAGAUUCUGAGUAUGAUAUCGAGAAUGGAUUGGAUGAGUUUCAGAACAUGCUUGUGAAACAGUGUCUUUGUGGAAUAUCAGAUGAAUUAUUUCAAAAUCCAUUCGAGGGCUAUCAACUGAUAAAUCCUGUUGGAAUUAGAUGUGGUAUGUUGACAGAAUGGCCCACUUCUAAAAUUUUACAUUUUCUUUCUAAUCUUCAAUUAGUCUUUGAAAUUUAUAUUAAACAAAAUAAUAGAGGAUUUAUUUGCUCCAAAAUAUUAGAUUUAUGUAAUAGUAUUAUGGUGAAUGAAUAUAAUUUGAUGGAGCAAAUAUUGUCGUUAUGUGAUACUAGAAAUAAAUAUAUCAAUUUUAUGUCCGCGAAAGUAGUUAGUAGUUUUUUUAUCAUAGCCAAAACCGAGUUGAAUAAUGAAUGGUUAGAGACUUUAUAUGGUUUUUUAACAUUAGAUAACGUUGACUACAUAAAAAUGAAUUUUACUCUAGAAAUAAUUAAAAGGGUAGUUGAGUGGAAAGAUGCUGAUACUCAUGUUUUAGAAGAAAGUAAUUUGAAUUCUUCUGAAACUAAAAGUAACAUUGAUUGUUCAACAGUGCCUUACAGUGACUCUGAAAGUUUUGAUACGAGUAACGUUAAAGGUUUAAUUAUUAGAAAUUUAACUGUCAGAUGGCAGAUUUUAAUAUCAAAAAUUCGAUUUCUAAUUGACAAUAAUACUAAUGUCCAAGCACAAACUUGUAUAAUAACAUUUUUAGAAUUAUGGGAAAACACAAUAUCAGUUAGGAAUAAUCUGAGUGUUAUCGAUACUAAACCGUUUUAUGCUCAUCUGGAGACGUUCUUGUCAUUGUUAAAUAAUUCACUUCCCUCCAUUAUAUGGAAACAGCUGUUGUCAUUAUUUAAUGAGGUUUUAUGUUAUGGCAGCACUUUGGCUCUACAGAGUUUAAUACCAGAUGAUACUUGUAGAUUAGCUCAUUUUGUAAUUCGUUUUGUUAAGGAUCACUCCCUACUAGAUAGUUUACCUCUUAGAAGGAACGAAGGUUAUACCGUGAGUAGCUUGGUGGGAACAAUACCAAGUACACAUCCUUCACAAAGCAAUAUGGACAAAACUUUAUUGCAAAAGAUGGUUCUUUUGGUAUUGAAAUCAGUGGCACUGUCAAUCAAAGAAACAAAAUCCGAUAGUUCCGAUUCUAGCAUAGGUUCAGACGAUUCCGACUAUAAUCAAGACAUGCUAGUUAUCGGCAGGUCUAUGAAGGACGUCUUGAAGAAGCUCGAUAUAUUCCUUAAAAAUAAUCUUGAAUUUCAUCCUGAAACGCCAUUUUCAAAUAUUCUCGUUCACCUGUUCAGUGAUCAAGAUGACUAUUUGAUCGAAUCAAUGGUGUGUACACUUGAUAUCAUUGUAGGGAUACCAGACAGGUGUGCGGUUUAUCCAGAAUUAUUCAAUAUGUUGAAUCCUUCAUAUACGUUUGUUGAAUUUUUGAAAGUAGUCGGUCAUGGUUCAGAUCUUCUUUUGGAUUAUUUAGUCAGUAAUGAGACUUGCUUCCUAUUAUAUUUGUUGCGAUUCCUUAAAUAUGUCAGAAAGAACUGGUCGAUUUUCAUGAGAUGUUGUAGAGAAGCAAGUUUGACGAAUAGUAAUGAAUUUGAUAAUGCCAUGCGUGUUUUAACUCAGUUAUAUGAUCAGAUAGCCAGGUUAGUACUUAGACAGUUGUUCCCAUAUAAUAUUGAUCCAAUAUUGAGGCUGCUUAAAGGAUGUAUGAACUUGUACGAAGGGGGAGAAUACAGUUGAUUUCUGAAAUUAGUUGGAAAUUAUGAAAUUCUUCUACCUCACAAUAAACUAUGAACUGACAAUCAAAUUACCUACUUAACGACAUCAUCUGCAUAACAUCACUGAAACCUAUGUAAUAAAUAAUAAAUGGCACAUCAAUUGCAAUUCUGUGUUCUCUCAGCAAUAUUUUCAAUUGAUAUCUUGUUCAGACUUUAGGAUAUCACAAAUUUUCUUAUAUAUUUACAUGUUGUGUUUGUUGGAAGCUCUAAAUGUGAAAAUGUUUCUGUACUCAUUUUAUCUCGAAAUAUUCACUCGACACAUUUUUCCAUUAUCCCAGAUAAUUUUCAAGUUGAAUAAGUCGAAAAUCUCUAAAAAGAAACAUCUUACAGAAAAAUUUUUUCACGAAAAGGUUGAUGAUUUUUAGGGGAAGUCUGCUUAUGCCAAAAUUUCAAAUGAGAAUCCCUGUUUUUUAUUGCAGAUUCGUAUUCUACGGCAAAAAAAAAUAAAAGUUUUGUAAGAACAAUUUUUCACGAAUCGCCACAGAUGUCUUUCUCCCAUUAAUUAAUAAGGACAUAUCAAUUGAAAGAAGAUUAUUUGGAAUCUUUAUAUAAAUGAUUAAUGGAACCGAUACAUUGAGGUUGAUUAGACAGAAAAUACAAUUCAUGAAAAAUUGUUCAUGCAAAACUUUCAUAUUGUCUGCAAUAAAAACAGGUGUUAUUUAUUAUCUUUAAGUUCUGUAUUUAUAUUGUGAAUUUUUCGAAAGAUUUUUAUAUUCAGAGGAUAAUUUUUAAUCAAUGACUCAAGAAAUAGAAACAAUAUUAUUUAUUCAUACUAUAAUUAAAUGAAAAGGUUGAGUGGCUGUUGUAAAAAACUUUUAAAUCGUAUGUGUUGGGUGUUCAAUUCAUCUCACCCAAAAGAAUAAAUUGUGUAUAAAUAACGAAAAUCUUGUGAUAUCUAUUUUUUAUGCCAUGUAAAUAUUUUUUAUGUUCAAAACUGAUGUCCAAAAAUUGAUGAAUAUAAAAGAAGAAAAAAGUAGUUUGGCCUUUUUCCUACAACUAUUAAUGCAAUAUUUUGGAAAUUGAAAAUAAUUAAUCAAAAAUCUCGAAAAUUUCAAUGUAAUCAAAAAAAAAAAUAGCACUUCCCAAUGAAAUGGAAGUGCCAUUAUAUUUUAUGAAGAACUGAAUAAAUGCCAUGGUUGUAAAAACCAAUGUUUUACAAUUUAAAUUUAUUGUUGCGUACAUUUGAAAAAUGUUAUAAAGGUUUUCUAUAUUUUAUUUUUGUUUUCAGUUUACAAAUAUAAAAAUGAUUGUUAGUAACCGUUAUAACGAGUGAUUAUAUGAAAAAUCAAUGAAUUUUAACUGGAAAUGAAAGUAAUAUGAUGUUAUUUGAUUAUAAUGUGUUGAAUUAUUUGAAUAUCCUACAUGAUAGUUUUAUUAUUUCCAACUUCAAUAAAAACAGUAUUUUUAUGUUAUUCAUUCCUGUAAUUAUAAUUUUCAUGAAUUUAGUUUCAUCUGUGUACAUUUAAUUAUUUAAGUCUUUCCUAUUUAUUGAACAUAUUUAUUAAUGAUAACAAUGUGUGUAAUAAUAAAUGUUAAUUAUAGUUACCUUUAUGAAGUUGUAAAUAUAUUUUUGUAAAUGCAGUGUUGAGGAAAUUUUUUAAGGAUAUAGAUGUAGGGUAAGUUGAAUUUCGAAGAUGUUUAGAAAUUGAAUGAUGAAAUUAACAUUAUUUAAUGCUCAUUUUGUAUAUCUAUACUAAUAAAUGAUUUUUUUAAUAUAUUGUUGUUUUAGUCGAUUUGGGAAGAAUAUUUGAAAUUGUUACUGAGAAAGUUGGCAGCUUGAUUUCAUUAAAUAUGAGGUCAAAUGCAAUCAGUCAUCGACUUAUUAAAUGCUGAAGGCAACGAAUUGGAAAGUUCAUGGCUUUUUAGUAGUGGUCUACCGAUUCUGCGUAAGCAUCUUUAGAGGUUUCUAUGUCUUGAUUGAAAACCGACGACGGAUUUUUUCGAUAUUGGUGACGAUUCUAUACAGUAUUCAUACUUUCACCAUUAGAGCAAAACUAUGUGGUUCAUCCCCUCCACUUCUGAGAAGUAGUUUUUGUGCGAUUUAUUACUAGUAACUAGCCGCUAUGAACUAUUGGUGUUUCUUCUUAUUCUGUUGAUAUUAUUGAAACGUUUCAAUGGCUCCCAUAUUAUUUGUUACUAUGUAAAACACGGCCAAUCGUCGAACAACAAGUAGUUGAGCAUCACAGAUUAAAUGAUGUGAAAAUUAUUUUCUCCAGAACGCGUAUCAAAUGUUGCCAGAUCAAAUAAAAUUCCCCGAUUUCUAUUUUUGUAAAAAUAAAAUAUCAUAAAUAGUAGUAGGUUUUAUUUUUCUUAAUUUCCAUUCCCAGAACAAGGGAACUAUGGCUAUAUGAUUCCAAGGUUCUCAGAGAAUAAUCAAGAUGUUGUGUCCGUAAGUCGAAGACAGAAAUUCUGUUAAACAUCAAGAGCUACUACCCAAGAAUGAAUAUAGAAGCUAUUGAAAUAUACAAGCAUUCCAAUAAGGUCAAUAGGAGAGAGGAGACACCUAUCGUAUAGUUAUGAGCAAGAGCUAGCACUUGAACUGAACUAACCUACCUAAUGGAAACUUUAUGUGAGAAACCGACUAGACCACAGCAAUAAAGUCCGGCAUUAUCUAACCUUAAUUGUUGUGAACUAUAGUGCUGCAGAAAUUAUUGAAAUUGUUAAGAAUAAUAUGGCUAUAAAAAUUCUUUGGUUGGG
Molecule: messenger RNA, 5446 nt
Organism: Harmonia axyridis
Lineage: Eukaryota; Metazoa; Arthropoda; Insecta; Coleoptera; Coccinellidae
Gene: lin
Product: protein lines
Exons: 2
Coding region: 480-2711 (743 amino acids)
Source: RefSeq, a predicted model, not a curated record